AUGUCUCCUCCACCCAUAGCCGUCUCUGCGCCAGGCAAGGUCCUCUUCGCGGGCGGGUUCCUGGUCCUUGACCGCCAACACACCGGACUUGUCUUUGGACUGAAUGCCCGGAUCCAUGCCAUAGCAAGGCAACGACCAAGUGCGUCCUCAGCCGAACCUGCACGAGGCGACCUAAACGCCAAUGAGCACACCGGCCUCGUGGAGGUGGAGUCGCCGCAGUUCAGGGACGCACGGUGGCUGUACAGGGUAGGCUUCGGGGGGUUUCUGGCGGGAGGCAACGAUGCGGCGGCCGUGCAGGUCGAACAGGUGCGUGAUCGGGAGGAGGCAGGGUUCACGGCCAGUGGCAACAAGUUCGUGGAGACGACGCUACGGUACGUUUUGACUUAUGUGGCGAGAGGGGUUGUGCCAGGGGGAAACGAGGGUAUUUGGGCGAGGGGGCCUGUCAAGGUGACCAUCCUGGCGGAUCACGAUUACUACUCUCAGCCUGCGAACUCGGGCGCCCUCUCUCUCGUGCAAGGGCAGUCAUCUUCAGGAACUGGUGAGUGGAGGGACUUUAACGUGCGGCUCAGUGAGGCGCACAAGACGGGCUUGGGUUCUUCAGCCGCGCUGGUCACGUCGCUUGUUUCGGCGCUUCUGGCCUGGUAUUUGCAGAAGAGGGAGUUUGGCGAUGAGACGCCGCUGAGUCAACGCACAGUCCACAAUCUGGCCCAGGCUGCGCAUUGCGCUGCUCAGGGCAAGGUCGGUUCGGGAUUCGAUGUGGCGGCCGCGGUCUACGGGUCAUGUCUUUAUCGGCGGUUUACGCCUACGAUCCUUGAGAAUGUCGGAGAGCCGACGAGUGCUGGUUUCGGGGAGCGACUGCACCUCUGCGUGGACGACUUGCACCGCGAUUCGAAAUGGGAUGUCGAAGUUGCGAGUCAAGCGGUGCGGAUCCCACAGAGUCUGUUGCUGGUCAUGUGUGAUGUGGACUGUGGAUCCGAAACGCCGGGGAUGGUGAAGAAGGUUCUACAGUGGCGGAAGGAGAGGACCGACGAGGCGACUUUACUGUGGAAUGCGUUGCAACAGGGUCAGGAAGAGUUGUGUCGCGAGUUGAGGCAGCUGGCGGCUGUCGAGGCCGUCGACAGUGAUUUCACGGCAUUGAGGGAUAUCAUCCUCACGAUCCGCAGUCUCGUGCGCGAGAUGUCUGUGAAGUCCGGAGUACCUAUUGAACCGCCUGUGAUUACCGAGUUGUUGGACUUCUGCUCGUCGAUACCAGGCGUGGUUGGAGGAGUUGCGCCUGGGGCGGGCGGAUACGAUGCUGUCGCCCUGCUUCUGAGGAAUGACCCUGGUGUCCUCGAGACUUUGCGAGCUAGGCUCGAGGGAUGGAAGAGUCAAGAUGAUACGGGCGCAGAGAUUGGGAAUGUCAAGUUAUUAGGCGUCAAGCAGGAGAAUGACGGCGUCAGGAUUGAAGACGGGGACCGUUAUCGCGGCUGGACCGAUUAG
Messenger RNA from Cladophialophora carrionii CBS 160.54, 1479 nucleotides. RefSeq names its product phosphomevalonate kinase. The transcript has a single exon. The coding region runs from base 1 to 1479 and encodes 492 amino acids. NCBI's taxonomy places the organism in Eukaryota, Fungi, Ascomycota, Eurotiomycetes, Chaetothyriales, Herpotrichiellaceae. The record is from RefSeq and is a predicted model, not a curated record. Gene Ontology annotation, molecular function: phosphomevalonate kinase activity; ATP binding. Gene Ontology annotation, biological process: isopentenyl diphosphate biosynthetic process, mevalonate pathway; ergosterol biosynthetic process. Gene Ontology annotation, cellular component: peroxisome.